This is a messenger RNA of Eupeodes corollae, 2303 nucleotides long. It is a transcript of the gene nst, whose product is annotated as phosphoacetylglucosamine mutase. Gene Ontology annotation, molecular function: magnesium ion binding; phosphoacetylglucosamine mutase activity. The record is from RefSeq and is a predicted model, not a curated record. The transcript is spliced from 3 exons. The coding region runs from base 300 to 1955 and encodes 551 amino acids. NCBI's taxonomy places the organism in Eukaryota, Metazoa, Arthropoda, Insecta, Diptera, Syrphidae. Gene Ontology annotation, biological process: carbohydrate metabolic process; UDP-N-acetylglucosamine biosynthetic process.
CGCUUCUGGCUUUUGUGUUCUGGUUCUCGUUUGUCGUUUCUCGCUCCUGCUCUAAUAGAUACAAAUUAUACUUCUUCAAAUAUAUAAAAAUUAUAAAUUAGUUAAUCGUCGUUCGAUUGUAGCUGUAGGCACUUGAGUUGAGGGUGGCUGUCGUGAAUCAUCAACUGUUUCCUUUCUUAGUACCUAGUGGAUAAGAUAUUCAGUUUUUCCAGGGUGUUUCUGUGCAUUUCCUGACAAAAUAACACUUAAUUAAAGUCAUUUUCAUCAAAUAGUGAUUUUUUUUCCAUUCUCCAACCAAGAUGUCGAUUAAUUUACGUACGAUUUAUGCAUUUGCUCGGGAAAUGUAUCCGAAGAACAGCACCGAGAAAAUACAGUACGGAACUGCUGGAUUUCGUGGAAAGGCUGAAUACCUAGAUAGCGUUAUGUUUAGGAUGGGAGUCUUGGCGACAUUGAGAUCACGUUUAAGAAACGGUGCAGUCAUUGGUGUAAUGAUAACUGCCUCUCACAAUCCUGAACCUGACAAUGGGGUCAAGUUGAUCGAUCCCAAAGGAGAAAUGCUUGAAGAGAGUUGGGAGAAGAUAGCAACUGAUCUGGUCAAUGUUAGUGAUCAAGAACUUGAAGUUGAGGUGGGAAAGAUUAUUAAAGAAAAUAACAUCGAUGUUGGAUCUUCUUCGCAUGUGUAUGUCGGUAUGGAUAAUCGCUAUCAUAGUCCAAGGCUAUUAAAGGCAGUAGCUGAUGGAGUUAUAGCCGUUAAGGGAAACGUGAAAGAGUUUGGCAUCGUAACAACACCAAUGAUGCAUUAUUUUGUUGUUGGUGCAAACACAAAAUGUGCCUAUGGGUUACCAACCGAAGAAGGUUACUAUACCAAGCUUAUCAAAGCAUUUGAAACUGUACGAGGUGAUAAACUAGAAAACUUGAACUACAAAAAUAGGCUCUUGUUUGAUGGCGCCAACGGUGUGGGAGCCAGAAAAAUGUUACAAUUUUUGAAACGAAUGAAGAAUUCUCUAAAUGUUGAAGUUUUUAAUAGUGGUAAUGGGAAAAUUAACCACGAAUGUGGUGCUGAUCACGUUAAAGUCAAGCAGUGUUGCCCGAUAGGCAUGCCCACUGAUGAGCCAAAUGUAAGAUGUGUGAGUGUUGAUGGUGAUGCUGAUCGUAUAGUUUAUUUCUUUACCGACGAAGAAGGUGAGUUCCACCUUCUGGAUGGAGACAGGAUUGCGACUCUUAUAGCCGAUUACCUAAUAAACUCGGUCAAGAAGUGCGGAUUGGAACUAUCUAUGGGGCUUGUUCAAACAGCCUAUGCCAACGGUGCUUCUACUGAUUACAUUAAGAACGACCUUAAAGUACCAGUUGCUUGUGUGCCAACUGGUGUGAAACAUUUACAUCACAAGGCACUUGAUUACGAUAUAGGUGUUUAUUUUGAAGCAAAUGGACAUGGUACAAUAGUCUUCAGUGAAAAGGCUAAAACAACAAUUAAAAAGGCUGCUGCCGAGAACAAUGACAACGAAAAUGCAAAAAUAUUACUCAAUGUUAUAGAUCUCAUAAAUGAAACUGUUGGCGAUGCUAUUUCGGAUAUGUUGUUGGUUGAGACAAUCCUUCAUGCUAAGGGUUGGGAUGUCAAAGACUGGCUUCGUACCUAUUCAGACCUUCCCAAUUUACAACUCAAGGUUAAAGUUCAAGAUCGCAAUGUCAUCACAACAACAGAUGCCGAAAGAGUUUGUGUUACCCCUGUUGGUUUGCAAGAUGAAAUAGACAAAGUUGUUGCUAACUACAAAAGAGGACGCGCAUUUGUUCGGCCUUCAGGAACGGAAGAUAUUAUCCGAGUGUAUGCAGAGGCAUCUACAAAAGAGGACGUUGAUAAUCUAGCAUACCAAGUAAGCGGGCUUGUUUAUAAAAUGGCUGGUGGUAUAGGCCCUGAACCUUUAGAACCUGCUGUUAAAAUCAAUUCUCACAUCUAAGUGUUUGCCAAGUUUGCUUUAUUGAUUUUGCAGUCUUCGAAUAUAAGUAAUUAAUGUUUAAAAUCACAUAGAGAAUUUAUUUUAUACCAUAUUUAUAUUUGUGUAGUGUCUAGAUAGGUAUAAAGCACGUUUACUUAUUUGCUACAUUCCACUGCCGUUUUUUUUAAAAUGUUUGAAGUGUAGCUAUUGCUGUUGAAAUAAUAAAAUACAUAUAUAUAUCAGAAAAUAUUAAAUCGAAGUCAACCAAAAUCGUUAAGAAGAAAUUAUUUUUUUUGUUUAUUACGUGCCUUAUCCCAUCUCUUUUAAAAUAGAAAUCUAAUAAAAACAUUACUCUUUUUUUAAACUCAA